Molecule: messenger RNA, 2272 nt
Organism: Camelina sativa (false flax)
Lineage: Eukaryota; Viridiplantae; Streptophyta; Magnoliopsida; Brassicales; Brassicaceae
Product: protein CCA1
Molecular function (GO): DNA binding
Source: RefSeq, a predicted model, not a curated record
AAAGAGUGGCUGAGAUUUCUCUAUUUCCGUAGCUUCUGGUCUCUUUUUUUUUUCUUGAUUGAUAAAAAAAAACACCAAAUCACUUGUCUUUGCUUCUUCUACUUCUCGAUUUCUUACUGUUUUCAAAAUCAGAUUUUUAAGAAAAUGGGAUCUUUUUUGAAUCCAAGCUGAGUUUGGUUUCUUCAAUUGAUUCAUCUCUCUCUCUAAGUUAGUUGAAUUUGUAAAGAGAAUAUCUGAAGUUGUGUGUAUAGUUUGAGGAGGACUUUAAGUGAGAGUGAUGGAGACUAAUUCGUCUGGAGAAGAUCUUGUUAUUAAGACGAGGAAGCCAUAUAAGAUAACAAAGCAACGUGAAAGGUGGACUGAGGAAGAACAUAAUAGAUUCAUUGAAGCUUUGAGGCUUUAUGGUAGAGCCUGGCAAAAGAUUGAAGAACAUGUAGCCACAAAAACUGCUGUUCAGAUAAGAAGCCACGCUCAGAAAUUUUUCACCAAGGUAGAGAAAGAGGCUGAAGCUAAAGGUGUAGCUACGGGUCAAGCGCUAGACAUAGCUAUUCCUCCUCCACGGCCUAAACGCAAACCAAGCAAUCCUUACCCUCGAAAGACGGCAAGUGUAACUAUCCCGAUGUCAAAACCUGGUGUGAAUCAUGUAAAAGAGUCCCUUGGAUCAGAAAAAGUGUUGCAUCCUGAGAUGGCCAAUGAAGAUCGACAACAAUCAAAACCUAAUGAGAAUCUAAAGGAAGACAACUGUUCAGAUUGUUUCACUCAUCAGUCCCUCUCUGCUGCGUCCUCCAUGAAUAAAAGUUGUAUAGAGACAUCAAACACAAGCAUUUUUCGGGAGUUCUUGCCUUCACGGGAAGAGGUGAGUCAGAAUAAAGGGACAAGAAAGGACUCAACUUCAGAGAACCACUGUGAUUUGAAUUCAAAAUCUUUGGAAAACGAUGUUGUAAAUAAUGAGCAAGAACCUCAGACUUAUCCAAGGUGUAUCCCUGUGCUAGUGCCAAUGGGGAGCUCAAUAACAAGUUCUCUAUCACAUCCUUCUUCAGAGCCAGUUGAGAAUAAGGCCCCCAUGCAUAGUCAUCCCCACUCAGUUUCAGGAGACUAUCAGUCGUUUCCUAACCAUAUUAUGUCAAACCUUUUACAUACACCGGCUCUUUAUUCUGCUGCAACCUUCGCCUCAUCAUUUUGGCCUCCUGAUUCUGGUGGUAGCUCAGUUGGUCAAGGGAACUCACCUCCGAAUCUGGCUGCCAUGGCUGAAGCCACUGUUGCAGCUGCUAGUGCUUGGUGGGCUGCCAAUGGAUUGCUACCUGUAUGUGCUCCCUUUAGUUCUAGUUAUCCUCCAACUACGUUUGGACCAUCUGGUGAUGUAGAGUACACAAAAACAGGCACUUUACAACAUGUUUCUGCAAAGAGCCGAGAGAGGAUAGAUCAAGAACACUCUGAGGCAUUGAAGGCUAGAUCCUCAUUGGACUCAGGGGAGAUUGAAAAUAAGAGUAAACCAGAAUGUCAUAAGCAGCCUUCUGCAACAGCUGAGACUGAGGGUUCAGAUGAAGCAGGAGACAGAAAACAAGUUGACCGGUCUUCGUGUGGUUCAAACACUCCCUCAAGUAGUGAUGAUGUCGAAGCGGAUGCAUCAGAGAGGCAAGAGAAUGACACCAAUGGAGAGGUGAAAGAAAUGAAUGAAGACACUAAUAAUCCUCAAACUUCAGAGUCCAAUGCACGCCGUGGUAGAACUAGCUCCAACUCAGUGUCUGACGAGGGUCGAAUUGCCUUUCAAGCUCUCUUCUCCAGAGAGGUGUUACCGCAAAGUUUUACAUAUCGAGAAGAACACAGAGAGGAGGAGGAACAACAACAACAUAGAUAUCCAAUGGCACUUGAUCUUAACUUCACAGCUCAGUUAACUCCAGUUGAUGAUCAAGAGGAGAAGAGAAACAUAGGAUUUCUCGGAAUCGGAUUGGGUGCUUCAAAGAUGAUAAGUAGAGGAAGAACAGGUUUCAAACCUUAUAAAAGAUGUUCCAUGGAAGCUAAAGAAGGUAGAAUCCACAACACUAAUCCUAUCAUUCAUGUGGAACAAAAAGACCCCAAACGGAUUCGGUUGGCAACUCAAGCUUUGACAUGAAACUUUGUUUUUAUCACUUUGUACUUUGUUUAAAAGUUUUCAAGAUCACUGUUACAUUUUCUUUGUCUGUUGAUGCCUUUUUGUAUUUCUUUCCUUGUCCAUAGUCACAUUUGACUUUGUAUGAUAUAUCAACAAAUCAUAAAAGCUGUAGACACGAAA